Molecule: messenger RNA, 1409 nt
Organism: Cicer arietinum (chickpea)
Lineage: Eukaryota; Viridiplantae; Streptophyta; Magnoliopsida; Fabales; Fabaceae
Product: transcription factor MYB20
Source: RefSeq, a predicted model, not a curated record
CCUAAGUUAUUAUUAUGUGUGUGUAUAUAUUCUCAAGAUCCUCUCAACUCCCUCUAUUGUUUCUCUCAAUGUUCUUUUAUAUUUUUCUAAUUACUAUUUGAACCCUCUAGUGUUUGUAGGGGUAUAUAAUUUGUGUCAUUUGUGUUUUUCAUAAAAGAAAAAUGGGAAGACAACCUUGUUGUGACAAAGUUGGGUUGAAGAAAGGGCCAUGGACUGUAGAGGAAGACAAGAAGCUCAUAAAUUUCAUCCUCACAAAUGGCCAAUGUUGUUGGAGAGCUGUCCCUAAAUUGGCAGGGCUAUUAAGGUGUGGAAAAAGUUGCAGACUUAGAUGGACAAAUUAUUUGAGGCCAGAUUUAAAGAGAGGACUUUUAUCAGAACAUGAAGAGAAAAUGGUGAUUGAUCUCCAUGCUCAACUUGGGAACAGAUGGUCUAAGAUUGCUUCUCAUUUACCGGGUCGAACGGAUAAUGAAAUAAAAAAUCAUUGGAAUACUCAUAUAAAGAAAAAGCUCAAGAAAAUGGGAAUUGAUCCUCUCACUCACAAACCACUCUCUAAUACAAGUGACCUAACACAAAAUGAACCUAUACAACAACAACUAAACCAACAACCUUUGACACUUGAUGUUGACACCAAAGUUGAAUCUAAAUUUGAGGAGGUAGAGAAGCAAGAGACUUCAUUUGAGUCAUCAACAAUCACUCAAGUCAAAGAUAAAGAUGAAAUUAUAACACCUUUAUUUGACACAAUGGAGCUAGUUGAUGGAUUUUGCAUAGAUGAAGUUCCAAUGAUAGAACCUUUUGAGAUUCUAGUUUCUUCCACUUCAUCCACCUCUUCAUCAUCUUCAUCAAAUUCAAUUAACUUCCUUGAAGAUUUUAUGCUCCAUGAUUUUGAGUGGUCUUGUAGUAGUAGUAACAAUAAUAAUAAUAAUAAUAAUAAUAAUAAUAAUAAUAAUAAUAAUAAUAAUAAUAAUAAUAAUAAUAAUAAUAAUAAUAAUAAUAAUAAUAAUAAUAAUAAUAAAGACAAGGAAGACAACAAUAACAAUAUGGCAUUUUGGGAUGAUGAUUUUAUAAGAAGCUUGAAUUUGUUGAUUAAUGAUGAAGAUGUUGAUGAUGUUAAUGAUGGGGAAAGAAAGCAAGAAUUUGAUGCUCCUCUUAGCAACUACUCAAGAAUGAUCAUGGAUUCAGAAUUUUGGGCAGAUGGUUUGUUUUGAUUUGAAUUUUGUUCUACCAUUUACUUGUAAUUUAAUUUCUUCUAAGUUUUAUAUAGAGAAUAAAGAGUGAAUCAUAUCAAUUAGGAAGAACACAAACAUGUUUAGCAUUAUUUUUCAACAACUUUAAUUUACCUUGUCAUGGAAAAAUAUAUGUACAAGAUCAUGGAAAUAUGUUUAUUGCUAACUUUUUUAAAGUCUUUUUCA